This is a messenger RNA of Oldenlandia corymbosa var. corymbosa, 1046 nucleotides long. Lineage: Eukaryota; Viridiplantae; Streptophyta; Magnoliopsida; Gentianales; Rubiaceae. The record is from the annotation of a GenBank genome assembly.
UAUGUACAUUACUGGAACGACGAUCAGAAAUUAAUUGAUUCUGUUUUUCUCUCAUAUAAGAAGAGGGAAAAGAAAAGGUCUAAAAAAAGAAGAUAGAAAGAGCCGAACCAAUUAAGGAAAAAGGUUAAUUUAUCGGGAAAGAAUAACACCAUUUUAAGUAAACAUGAGGACGUGCUGAAACCAAUUAUUGUUUCUGCUCCCAAUUAGUUGUCUAAACGGUUGAUUUUAGUAUGUAGCAUAAAUAUUCACAAUUGUCAUCUCCUUCUUCUCUUCAUCAUCCCCUUUCUCUGUGCUCCACUUCCCUUUGCCGCCUCGCUCGUCUCUUCUCAAAAUCUUAAUAAUUUCUUCAGGGCACCCACAGUGCUCUCCAUUUAUUACUCUCUGGGGGGUAUUUGCCGAUGUGCAUUUUAAGGUAAGGCUUCUUCGAUGAGGGCAAGGAUCCGCAAGUGCCCUCGCCUGACGUUUCCGGUGGAUCCAUUCUACUGUUUACCGGAGUUGGUCAUCGUCGACAUCCUUUCCCGUCUCCCAACUAAAGAUGCUGUUAAAACAAGUGUGCUAUCCAAACGGGUGGAAAAGUUUGUGGACUAAUAUUGUCCCCACCUUUGAUUUUGAGUUACAGGGCCAAGAAGAGGAAGGUAACAAAAAGAUGGCUUUUGUGCAGUUUAUUAAUAACGUGUUUCUUCACAAUGUUGUUAAGAACUUGGAAAGGUUUCGACUUUCGUGGUGGCCUAAUGAAUCUGAAGUAGCUUAUCUUAACAUGUGGGUGCAUCAUGCCAUAAUUCAUCGAAAUGUUAGGAACCUUUAUCUUCAGAUCGGAACUGGUUUUGUUUGUGAUGUACCUGCGGAGCUAUUCACUUCUGGUAGCCUGGAAUCACUCAAUCUAUGUGGCCCGUUUGUUCUUAAGGUCUCAGACAGGGAAGUUUGUCUUCCCAAAAUCAAACACGUGUAUCAAAAUAUGAAUCGGGUGAGUGUUUGAACAAACUUGUCUCUGGUUGUCCCGUGCUUGUUUCUCUUACUUUUGGGUGUUGUGCCGAGGACAAGAUCAC